This is a messenger RNA of Aegilops tauschii subsp. strangulata, 945 nucleotides long. RefSeq lists its product as uncharacterized. NCBI's taxonomy places the organism in Eukaryota, Viridiplantae, Streptophyta, Magnoliopsida, Poales, Poaceae. The record is from RefSeq and is a predicted model, not a curated record.
CCUGACGCGGCGGUCAAAUUGGACGCUCCCGCGGGGCCCCAACCCACCGAAACGGCUCGCCCCAAACCCAACCCAACACAGCACCGCGACAAGGCCGGCGGGGCUGAUCUCACAUUCACAGCACUACGCCCUCCGUUCUCAUUCUCCACUGCCGCGGUGCUGCUGCUGACGAGUGACGAGCACCGCGCACGCGCCGCAUCCACUCCACCGCGCACGCGAGUACAAAUCCCGGACCUGAGAACCUCCUCGCCACAAGCCCCACGCCCGCAGAUCAGUACACUCGUAGCGGCAGCGGCAGCAGCAGCAGCGGAAACUGAAGCGGGAGGAUGAACGGGUACCGCAACCUCGCCUCGUCCCCUCCGGCGCCCAGCGGCGGCGGGGAGCCGCAGCCAGCCCCGUCCCCGGCCGCGGCGAAGGAGGGCAAGUGGGAGGGGGCGGCGGUCGGCGCGGCGGCCAUCGUCAGGAACCUCUCGUCCUCCUCCCAGAGGUUCGCGUCCGUGGAGCGGAGCAAGUCCACCGGCGCCCACCGCGGCGGCGGCUUCCAGGCGGCCGUGAGGAGGGCCUUCUCCAUGCGGAGGCAGCCGGCGUCCGGCCUCUCGGAGGGGUACUGGCGGAUCCACGACGGCCUGGACGACGGCGACAACGACGCCGAGGCGCCCGAGGAGGUCGACGGGCAGAAGAAGCAUCAGGUGGCGGAGGCCGCGGUGCCGGGAGACGCCGCGGCGAGCAACGACGAGAUCGGCAAGGAGACGAAGAAGAAGAAGAGGGGUCACAUCUUCAAGGCGUGCAAGAAGCUUCUUGGGUUCAAACAUGUCUAGUCUAGUCAACAAGAAGCUUCUUGGAUUCAAGAUCCAUGGACGUUCUUGAUGUGCCUCUGUUUUGGAUCUUGUUCUUGUCUCGUUCGUCGUUUUGAGUAAAUAAAGAGCUUGGGUUCGUUGACUUGAA